Molecule: messenger RNA, 3253 nt
Organism: Ceratotherium simum simum (southern white rhinoceros)
Lineage: Eukaryota; Metazoa; Chordata; Mammalia; Perissodactyla; Rhinocerotidae
Gene: POU6F1
Product: POU class 6 homeobox 1
Biological process (GO): regulation of transcription by RNA polymerase II
Molecular function (GO): RNA polymerase II cis-regulatory region sequence-specific DNA binding; DNA-binding transcription factor activity, RNA polymerase II-specific
Source: RefSeq, a predicted model, not a curated record
CCAGCUUCCCCUUCCCGCUUCCCGGCCGUCCCCCCUCCGCCCAGCGCAGCCCGCGGAGUCCCCUUUGGCUCUGCCCAGCCCGGGCUGGGGGUCCGGGGGUGGCGGCGGGUCCCGACCGGCUCCCGGGCCGAGCCGAGCCCGGCCAAGCCGCACUGGCUUCUUUGUCUGCGGGCGGCGGCCGCUCCGGCCCCCGCCCCGGCCCCCGGCCCCCGGCCCCCUGGCCCGGGCUGUGAGAUGAAUCUCUAAUCGGUCGCCGCCGGACACCCGGGGCGAAGGCGGCUCGGGCUCGGGCUCCGGAUGUGCUAGGUGUGGGCUGGCCUCCAUCGCACCCUGACAAGUGACCAUGGAUCCUGGAGCCGGGCCAGACUCAUCUCUGACUGUCAAUGAGCAGGUCAUCGUGAUGUCGGGCCAUGAGACCAUCCGGGUGCUGGAGGUUGGAGUGGAUGCCCAGUUCCCCGCUGAGGAGGAGGGCAAAGGACUGGAGGGUGUGGCCACCAAGGGGUCCCAGAGCAGAGGCCCUGCCAAAGCCAGUGAGCCUGCUGGUGAAGCCGGGCCAGACAACCCCGACUCCUCUGCAGAGGCAACUGUGAAGUCACUCCCGGGGAUCCCUCCGAGCCCUGCCCCUGCCGUUGCCACCUUCAGCCAAGCCCCAAGCCAGCCUCAGGCCUCGCAGACCCUGACAUCACUGGCUGUACAAGCUGCCCCCCAGGUCUUCACUCAGGAAAACUUAGCCACAGUUCUGACAGGAGUUGUGGUUCCAGCAGGGGCAGUUACUCAACCUCUUCUUAUCCCCAUCAGUAUUGCAGGUCAAGUGGCUGGUCAGCAGGGGCUGGCCGUGUGGACAAUUCCUACAGCAACCGUGGCUGCCCUCCCAGGACUGACCGCUGCUUCUCCCACGGGGGCAGUUUUCAAGCCACCUUUAGCCGGUCUCCAAGCAGCUGCCGUGCUGAACACCGCUCUCCCGGCACCCGUUCAAGCUGCCCCACCAGUACAGGCCUCCUCGCCCGCCCAGCCACGGCCACCAGCUCAGCCCCAGAUGCUGUUCCAGACCCAGCCGCUGCUGCAGACCACGCCUGCCAUUCUACCGCAGCCCACUGCUGCCACCGCUACUGCCCCCACCCCCAAGCCAGUGGACACCCCCUCACAGAUCACCGUCCAGCCUGCAGGCUUCGCAUUUAGCCCAGGAAUCAUCAGUGCUGCUUCCCUCGGGGGACAGACCCAGAUCCUGGGCUCCCUCACUACAACUCCGGUCAUUGCCAAUGCCAUUCCCAGCAUGCCGGGGAUCAGCAGUCAGAUCCUCACCAACGCUCAGGGACAGGUUAUCGGAACACUUCCGUGGGUAGUGAACUCGGCUAGCGUGGCAGCCCCAGCACCAGCCCAGAGCCUGCAGGUCCAGGCUGUGACCCCCCAGCUACUGUUGAACGCCCAAGGCCAGGUGAUCGCAACCCUGGCCAGCAGCCCCCUGCAUCCGCCUGUGGCUGUCCGGAAGCCAAGCACACCUGAGACCCCUGCUAAGAGUGAGGUGCAGCCCAUCCAGCCCACACCAGCCGUGCCCCAGCCUGCUGUGGUCAUCGCCAGCCCAGCUCCAGCGGCCAAGCCAUCUGCCUCUGCUCCCAUCCCAAUUACCUGCUCAGAGACCCCUACGGUCAGCCAAUUGGUGUCCAAGCCACAUACCCCGAGUCUGGAUGAGGAUGGGAUCAACUUAGAAGAGAUCCGGGAGUUUGCCAAGAACUUUAAGAUCCGGCGGCUAUCCCUGGGCCUCACACAGACCCAGGUGGGUCAGGCUCUGACGGCGACGGAAGGCCCAGCCUACAGCCAGUCAGCCAUCUGCCGGUUUGAGAAGCUGGACAUCACGCCCAAGAGUGCCCAGAAGCUGAAGCCGGUGCUGGAGAAGUGGCUGAAUGAAGCCGAACUCCGGAACCAGGAAGGCCAGCAGAACCUGAUGGAGUUUGUGGGAGGCGAGCCCUCCAAGAAACGCAAACGCCGCACCUCCUUCACCCCCCAGGCCAUAGAGGCUCUCAACGCCUACUUCGAGAAGAACCCGCUGCCCACAGGCCAGGAGAUCACCGAGAUUGCUAAGGAGCUCAACUACGACCGGGAGGUCGUGCGGGUCUGGUUCUGCAAUCGGCGUCAGACGCUCAAGAACACCAGCAAGCUGAACGUCUUUCAGAUCCCCUGAGGCUCGGCCCCCAGCCCUGUGUUCCGGCACUUUGUCCUUUUCCCUUGGCACGUGGUGCUGCCACAGCACCUGUCAUUCUGCCCUGUGUGGCUGUGCUUGUCCCGGGUCACGAGACUCCACUUGUGCAUGUGCGUCAGCUGCGUCCCUCCUCUUUCCCGCGUAUCUCACGUCCCGGGGAGGGCCGAGGGCCUGCCGAGAGCUCCAGGCCCAGGGCUGGUCACACCGAGGGAGGGGAUUUGUGGUGUCACUUAAAGAAGCACUUUGCUACUGUGGUUUUUGACGGGUGAAUUCUGGUUGGGAACCAGAAGCUCCCCAUCUUUGCGGCAGGGCUGCAGUGGCCCCUAAGGACCGCUGGCCCUUAGCUCUUGUUUUCGAUGGCAUUCUGUCUCCACCCUGUCUUCUCCUUUGCUCCUCUGUGUGAGUGUGGCAGGUAUCGCAGCUCGUCCAGUGGAACCACAGCCUCACCCCCCACCAUUGCCUGCAGGCACAUCGUCCCCUGAAAGCACCCAAGAGACACAAAUUCUAAAAAGUGUGAUGUGCUGCUCAGAAGGUCAGACUCAGUGUCUGCCUUGACCUCAAGGUCAAGAAGGUUCCCACAGCCCUGGGGCCAGAAUAUGUGAUCUCCUCUCCCACAUCUCCCUGGUUCCUUUGGGGGGAAAAUUGCACUAAAGCAGAACCUUUUCUUUUGUAAUCCCUAUCAGAAGGAAGCAACAAUGAACUCGAGCUGUCCCGGAGUUGACCUGGGUCUGCAGCAGGUGGGGAACUUAGUAAAGAAGGCCAUCCUCCCAGAUUUUAAUCCAGUCUCUCUGUCCAUGGCCAUCUCCCCACAAAACAGUGUGGUUAAAAGAACUUGCUGCCUGGAAAAUCCCACUACCCAACUAAGCAGGCACUCUAGAGAAAAAUGAAAAGAAUGCUGACUCUCUUUCUCUGGUCCUCUCACUCACCCCAUCUGAGUACUGGGGCCUUCUCAGAAGGAGCAAAUUAAACUAUAAACCAGACAGCAAGGCCUGGGAGGAAAGGCCAACAUCCAGAAAGAGCUGAUGGCAGCCCAGGAAAGUGUCUUGUGGAAGGUGA